This is a messenger RNA of Amphibalanus amphitrite, 9417 nucleotides long. RefSeq lists its product as uncharacterized. The transcript has 5 exons. The coding region runs from base 361 to 6840 and encodes 2159 amino acids. Lineage: Eukaryota; Metazoa; Arthropoda; Thecostraca; Balanomorpha; Balanidae. The record is from RefSeq and is a predicted model, not a curated record.
GUCGCUCCGGGUGGCGCUUGAACGCACUGUCGUCCCGGCUCCAGUCGGCCCCGUUCUCUGUGUCCCGCUCUCUCCUCUCCGGCCGCUCUCUCCUCUGCGGAGAGGGACGGGCGGGGCUCAGAGCGGCCCACCGCGACCUUCGCCGUGCGCCGCGCCGCCGCGCCGGUCGCUGUCAGUGGAGCGCCGUGUGUGACCGGCGCCGGAUGUCCGCCAUCCUGCGGACCGUGUCCAGUGUCCACAUAGUGCGGCGGCGGACCGGUGUAUCCGACAGGUGUGCUGCGGAUCUCGGUGUGGUGUCCGAUCGGGGACGGUCUGAAAGGAGGGUGGGAUAGUGCGUAAGGCGGCCGGGACGCUCCGAUAAUGGGAAAGCCGGCGGUGCGCGCUAUGGAAGCAGGCGACUCGCAGCUCUCCGAUUCGGAGGACUCGGCUGACACGGUGCUGGUGCCGGGCGCUCGCCGAGCUCUCUGGGAGGCGCGCGCCCGAACGGCCCCCGCCCAGAGGUGCGCCAAGGUCUACACCUGGCUCAAGAUGGAGGACGAGAACGGCAACCGGCUGCCGGUGCCGCUGCAGAACAGCUUUGAGGACCUGUUCGCGGCGCCGAUCCGCACGGUGGCGAGCUCGGCAGCCGGCGGCUCCAAGGGGUCGCCGGGCCCCCGGCCUGCCCAGCAGAAAGACGGCAGUGAAUCCAAGAAACGGACACUGGAUGGCUCCAAGGACAAUGUGAGCGGUGAUGUUAAACGGACAAAGGUGGAAAACGGACCAGUGCCAGUGACAGACCGAAAAGUACAAAGCUCCAGGGGGGACAGUGCGAGUGAGAGGGGGGCGUUUUCCAGGGGAAAAGAUUCUGUGCCUACGAAAAACCACAAAGUACAAAGUGACGAAAAGAGAGUGUCGAGUGACAAAGGCUCGUCCUCGAAAGAGUCGGGUCACAGCUCGGGUAGCCACCGAGACAAGUCGAAAGAACAUCGGAAGCGCGACUCCUCGGAGCGCAGCGGCGGCUCGUCAGAGCGCAGUAAGGCGGGCAGUGAUAGCGCGCGCUCACGGACCACCAGCGGCGGCUCGUCCGGCUGCGGCUCCGGGACAUCCCCGCGCAGCGGCUCGUCCAGCUCAGACCGCAAGUCCACCGCGUCCGCCAGCCGCCAGUCGUCCUCCGGCUCCAGACCAGCCCACAAGUCGAGCAGCAAAAACAAGCCUCACAGGAGAUCAUCUGCCGAAUCGUCUGCGUCGGAGGUCGGCUCCGCGAAAGGUGGCGACAAGAUAAAGUCGCCUUGUAAGGGCGAAAAGGAUAAGGCCAAAAGCGUUCCAGCUAAAAGUGCCGAGAAGUCGAAGGAUAAGGAAAAGAGUGCAUCAAACCCCAAGCCGUCUACCUCCAAAUCCCAUAAUGACAGAAACGCUACGACCACCAGUGUAAUUGAGAGCACCACAAGUGCCCUCUCUGUCGAACCCAACGGUACAAAGAAAGUACGCUUGAAGCAUGCCAGCAAGUCAGGUGAUAAAGAUGGAAAAUCCUCAUCGUCAAAAUCAUCGGAGAAACCAUCCAGUUCGACAUCAGAUAAAGGAAGGGCAACAUCGGUCGAAAAAAGCACCAAAUCGAACUGCCCUGACUCCCCACAGAACCACUCGAGUGACAAACAUUCCACGAAACAUCAAAAACGUAGCCAAAGUAAAAACCGGCACAAAGAUACUUCUGACAGCGAAAAGAAAUCAAAAUCCAAGGAGCAUUCAAAACAAGAGAAGCGUAAAAGCAGCACAAAAUCACAUAAAGAAGAAACAUCCGCUAGUGUGGGAUGCUCAGAAUCGAAAAAGAGAGGCGAGAAAAGCUCUCCGACGCGAGAGCAUUCUGACAGCAAGAAGAAGACCAAAGAAGCAACUGCCGGCAAUGGCAGUUCGGCACCAUCGGCACAUGCCCCGGACAAUCCACAGUGCGACACGGAGCGCGCGAAUAAAACGUGCGAUGGUACCGGAAGCUUAGACUCGAAGACGCCGAGUCCCAUAAUCGAGGACAAAACUCGACCCAGGUCCAAUAGUUCUGGUUACAAUGACUCAGGUUCAUGCAGUUCAGAUUUACUGUCUGAAGAGAAGCAACCGAGCCUUUCGCACUCGAAUCGUGUGAAAAUAGAAAAGGUGGAUGCCCAUACUGAAAGUCCGGGAGACGGCCAUGUUUCUGCGGGGGCAGCGGACAUGCCACCUGAUGAGACCUCGUGCAGAAAUGGGGACCGCCACUCGCCGAGUCACGAAGACGUCUCUGGGCCGGGCCGACCGGGGGAUGGUGCCGGCGAUAUCCCCAAACACCCUCCGGCAAGUCCGUCAGAUGAUGGCAGUGUUGACUCUGUCCUGGACGACCCUGACAUGGAGGGGUUCGACGAGUUCCUCGAGAACCUGGAGCGGGACAUCACAGAGGGUGACUACUCUGGCCUGAAGGGCGCGCUCUCGUCGGAGCACAACAGUCAGGAGACGGAGGCCGACCCGCCCGUCAGAGUGAAGCAAGAGCCGGCUGAUGACGGUCCCGUUGACGUGGAUCCUCUGUCCGAUCAGGCGAUAGAGGAGACCGAGUCGGUGCCAGUAGAGACAGCAGACGCUGCACCAAAGCCGACGGAGGCGUCAACAGCGUUCGUUGCGCCGGAAGAGCCAGGGCUGUUCAGCUCUCGGUCGGUUCAGGGUCGGAUCAGCCCACUUCAGCCCGUUUCCGAUGACGGUUCGACCGGUGUCGGCGCGCCACCGCCCAGUGGGAGCGAUGCUGUGUGCGGUAUCGCCGGUACACCGCCGCGCCGGUCACUGUGGAGUGACUCGGAACAGACCAUCCCUCUGCUGGAGCCCACGUCACCAGUGACCCUCCCCCGGUCACCGCACCGGUCGGCCGCUGCUGCCGCUAACGACUCCAGCGCUGUACCACCCGACGGGGCGACGAGCCGGGCGCCUGAUGACUGGACGGUCCCAGCCGACCUGCCGGCCCCCCGCGCCAGCGAAGCUCCAUCCGUAGACCAGCCGCCUCUCAUCAGUAUCUCUUCCAGCGACGACGAUGAUGGAACUCGCCGAGCUCCACCAUCACCGAAGCACAUCUUCACGCUCUCCAGUGACAGUGACGAGCCAGAUGUGAUCUGUAUGCUGAAAGCGCGCCGACGGCAGGCCGAAACGUCUCAGAGUGGUGUACAGAGCCCGCUGAAACGCGCCGCACACGAGCCUCCUGAAGACUGCAGGCCGGAGAAGCGUGCCGCGCGCCUGAGUGGAGAGGAUGUGAUGACGUCAGAUGUGGAGGACGAUAUUCUCACCGAGGACCUAGUGGCAUCGCCGGCCUCGUCCCAGCGCGACGACAUGCGCCACGAAUCACUGGAAGAUUCCACACAUUGGGAGCAGCUGGAAAGGGUGGAUUCGGUUGCUGGAGAUAGCACGAUGGAUGGGGACGGCGUGCCGUCCGAGAGCGCUCCUAUCUUCACCGCCGGCGCUAACGCUGUCUCUUCUGACACUGCCGUCGCUGCCACUGACGACAGUGCUGUCUUUCCUGAUGCCACUGUCAGUGAUAGCGCUGUCUCUCCUGCCGCUGCAUCCGCUGCCUCUCCGCCCGCCAGCGCCGCUCCUGCCGACUCUGAGCCCACUGCCAGCGCCGCGGCGGGCACUGGUACCUCGCUGGCGGACCGGCUGGAGGACAUCGAACGCCUCCUGGCGCGCGUGUCGGCGGCGGCGCCGAGUGGCGUCGAGUUCGACAGCGCGCGCGUCACCCUGGACCGUCUGCGCGAGCUGCUGCGCCUGACGGCCGACGACAGGGAGCUGGACGGCGAGCACUUUCUGCAGAUGUGCUCCAUCGCGGUGCGCAGCGUGCUCUGCGCCGCCUGUCAGGUGCUCGACGUGCCUGAGAAGGGCGAGGAGGGUGCCGGGCCGGAAGGAGAGCAGGGCGGACCCCUGCCGACCGACAACGAGCGCCUCACGGAGACGGCGACUGGGGCCAGCGAGGCUGACGAACAUCGGAGCCAGCACACCUGGAAACAGCUGUCACCCAGCAUACCGCCCGAGCUCUGCACGCCCAUUAAAGAUGCCUUCGGGGAGCAGUACUUGAGCUCGCUGCCGCCGGAGCGCGCCGGCCGGCUGGUGCUGACGGCGCUGCGCCGGCUCGGCCCCGACUACUGCCCCACGCUCGUCAGCGGCAGUCAGCUCAGCGCCGUCUUUACCGCCACGGAGCUCGGCCGGGCCACCCAGUGGCCGGGCGGUAAGCGCUGGGGCAAUCAGAUCUUCUCCGUGUACUGGAGUCACCUGAACGCGGACAGCGGCGCCCGUGGUCGGCUCCAGCGCGAACUGCUCUCGGGCUUCGACCUGCUGUUCCGGCCGCCGCCGGUGGAAUGCCCCGACACGAACCUCAAACAGAAUAUGGACGCGCACUGCGAGUUCCUGCCGCUCAACCCGUUCUGCGUCAACGAGACUGGGGUGGUGGCCGGCGCGGUCGGCGGUCCGCCGGGCGUGUGUCGGCCCGACCGUCCCCAGUGGCGGGCGGAGACACUGCACGGCGCCCAGGACACCCUGCCCGGCUCCUCACCGCAUCCUGACCCCACGAGACCUCCUCACAGCGCCCCUGUGGCGCCGCCACAUCCCCCGCCGCUGCUGACGCCGCCUGCGAAACCGCCGCCUCCGCCGCCGACAAAGUCGCCUCCGAAGCCGUCGUCGCCGCCGGCUUCGACCCAGGCUGCUGACGCGGCCAGCCCGGAGCCACAAACCGCCUCCGGCUCCCCGGCACCACAGGUCGACUCUGAGAGGGAGCAGCUCUCUGGGUCAGGAGCCGAGGAGCAGCUCUCUGUGUCAGGAGCUGAGGAGCAGCUCUCAGGUACCGAGGAGCAGCUCCCGGGGACCGAGUCGUGUUCACAGCAUGCAGAGUCGGAGCCAGAGACCGUACACAGGGCGGAACAGGAGUCUGAGCCAGCGCUGAGCUGCGGCCCGGAGCCGCCGCAGGAGUUGGAGCAGGAGCUGGUCAGCAGUCAGGAGUUGGAGCUGGGCGCGGAGCUGGAGCUGGAGCCGGACCGCGCCACUCCCGCCCGGUCACCGGACGGGGAUUCGGACCGAGCGUCUCUCUCCGAGCAGGACUAUGACUCGGACAUGAGUCUCGGCAUCAGCUCCAUGGAGGACGGAGAGCUGGGCUACGACCCGGGCGAGCUGAGCGACGCGCCGCCCGAUACCAACCAGCCGGCGGCCGCGGAAUCCGACACGCCCGCCAGGCCCGCCACGGGACAGGCUGAGGCGUCCGCCGGGCCCGCCACGGGGCAGGCUGAGGCUCCCGCUAGGCUCGCCACGGGACAGGCUGAGGCGCCCGCUAGGCCCGCUACGGGACAGGCCAAGCUGCCAGCCGGGCCCGCCACGGGGGAGGGCGAGGCGCCCGCCGGACCCGUCUCGGUACAGGCAGAGACGCCCGCCAGACCCGUCUCGGGACAGGCAGAAACGCCCGCCGGACCCACCACAGGACAGGCCGAGGUGAUCGCCAAGUUCGCCUCCGAGCAGGACGGACGGACCGCCAGUGCCGUCUCUGAACAGGACGGACGGACCGCCAGUGCCGAGUCUGUGACGUCUGAUCAGCAAGACUCUGACUCCCUGGAGGAGGGCGAGCUCGUGUCGAGCAGUGGCGAGGAUCUCGAGCCGCCGGCCGUCCGACCCCGCAGCCGGGAGCUACCCCUGCAGUACCGUCAGCCGCCGGCCGGCCGGCGCUACUCCCGCACACCGCCCAGACGACCACCGUCGCACGCUCCGAGUCCGAACCGAGCGCCGCGCCGCCGGUCGGGCGUCACUGCGGUGAGCGUCGUCCUGCCGCCGAGCCGAGCCGCGCCGGUGAUCCGCCAGAUCGCGAUCGACCAGCAGCCGUUCCCAAUGCCAAACAGUCGCCGCGGAGACCGGCGGGCAGCGGCGGCGGACGACGAGGCGGAGGAUAUCUCGAGCGACGCAAGCCUGGGUACCGACUCGGCGGCAGUUCGUGCUGGCGCAGAUGCACCCGGAACACCACCGGCCCAGCCAAGGACGGAGACACCGGUGAUGACGGCGCCGGCGGCGGAGUCUGACGGCGCAGCCCCUGAGACCAGCCCAGCCGACGUGUCGCCCAGUAAACGACACAUCAUCAACGUCGACCUAAUGCGGCAGCGGCUGGCCGCCGUCCGGCAGCAGCACAGUCUCAUCCAGCCGGCGGCCGCCGUGGCGCUCUCGGACGCGCUGGAGCUGACAGAGUCCGUAUCGUCGGACAGCCUGCCGGCCACGGCUCCAUCAGCAGCGGGCGCUGAGGACAGAGAGCAGCCGGAGCACCCACCGCAGCAGCAGCGGGAACAGGAAACAGAGUCGGGCGAGCAGACACUGAGUGAGAUCAGCCGGGAGGAGUCCGGUGGGUCUCCACGGCCCAGCUCCCAGCUGUCGGAGGUCUCUGUCAGCUCCGCGGCUAGUCGGUCAGAGCCGGAGAAGCGGACGGGGUCGCCACUGGAGCAGCCGCCGGAGCAGCCGCCGCGUGUGGACCAACCGUCAGCGGCGCCGCCAGACGAGUCUGACGCGCUCUCAGCGCAGCCUUCGACCAGCGAGGCCGCCGCCCGGAACCGAGUCACCCGCAAGGAGCGGCCGGUGACCGCCGGCGCCCCGGCCGUCCGCCAGUCCUCGCCGGCUGUCCGAACGCCAGCGGCCGGGGAUGCGCGGCCGGGCGUCUCCAGCUCGGACUCCGAGUCAGACACGGUGCGCGUGGUGGAGGACACGAGCGACCCGGAGCUGGAGGCAGCGCCGGCGCCGGCUCCGACCCCGUCUCCGACGGGCCGCGUGCGCAGCAGCCGGCCGGCCGAGCGGCGUGCCGGCGCCCGGCGCAGCUCAGAGGGCGGCUACUGGGCCCGCUUGUGAGACCACCUGCUCACCAUCGUCUCCGACCGAGACCCUGGUGGCGCUGCUGGCCGCCACCUUCGGAGCUGUGACCCAACGCGGCCCGGCCGGAGGAGCGGCGACCGCGGCCAGAGCGCCGCCCGCGGCCGGAGCGGCGACCGCGACCAGUCAGGAGGCACAGGCCGCCGAUACGCCCCACCAGGAGACACAGUCACCGCGUGUGUCCAGUCCGGAUACAGGAGCUGUGUCCGCUGGGGAUACAGGGACUGUGUCCAGUCAGACACAGUCCCCGGGUGUGUCCAGUCAGGAUACAGGGCCGCCGGACGGGCCGGCACCGGAGGCGAAUGAUACAGACAAUCACAGCCAGGAACCUGAGUCGCUAGAUAGCUCUAGUCAUCGUGCAGUAUCCGUGAACGAUGAUCCAACAUCAGUGGCAGCAGACCAAUCUGAUCAGGCUACAAAGUCUGCAGCUCAGUCCACCCAACCGAUCGGACAUGCUGACAGCUCUUGCCAGUCCGCAAAUUCCGAUGGCACAUCUUACAAGCUGGACGACAACCAAGCUAUGCAAUCUGCAAGUCAGUCAAAACAAGAUGUACCUGAAAAUCACAGCCCAAAACAAGAUGCAUCUGAAAAUCCCAGCCUAAAGCAUAAUGUAUCUGAAAAGCUCAGCCAAGAGACUAACACAACAAUGAAUAGUACCCAAUCGACAGAUCCUACUGAAGAACGAACCCAGGGGAUGUCUGAAGACAGCGCCACUCACGCGGAAUCUCCUGCCGGGAAGUCUGCAGCUGUGUUAUCGGAGAGCGAGUCUCGGCCGACCGACCCCGAUGCGGCUUCAGAGACCGACGUUGGACCUCCUCUGGAGCGGACACCCAGCCUGACGUGCUCGAGCUUAGGCAGCGCCCCAGAGCUGGUGCUGGACACGUGGGGUGAGCUGGAUGACACCGGCGCCGAGCCGCCGCCACCAUCAGCCGCGCAGCCGUCCACCGAGCCGUCGUCCCCGGGACGCUCUACGGAGCCCGUCUCUCCGGAGCUUACUACCAAACCCGCAUCUCGGGGACGCUCUACCAAACCCGCAUCUCCAGGACGCUCCACGGGGCCCGUCUCUUCGGAGCGUACUACCAAACCCGUCUCUCCUGGACGUUCGACCAAACCUGUCUCUCUGGGACGCUCCACGGGGCCCGUCUCUUCGGAGCGUACUACCAAACCCGUCUCUCCUGGACGUUCGACCAAACCUGUCUCUCUGGGACGCUCCACCGAGCCCGUCUCUCCGGAGCGUACUACCAAAGGUUUAUCCUUGGAAAGUUCUACCAAGCCCAUCUCUCGAGAACUUUCUACAGAGCCCGUCUCUUCAGAAUGCUCUACCAAUCCCGUCUCUCCGGAAAGUUCUACCAAACCUAUCUCUCCGGAAAGGUCUACCAAGUCUGUUCCUGUGGAAAGUUCUACCAAAUCUCCGGACAGCUCUACCAAGUCUGUUCCCGUGGAAAGUUCUACGAAGCCCUCCUGUCCGGAGCGUUCUACGCAGCCUGUCUCUCCAGGACGUUCUACGAGAUCUGACUCCCCGACGAGUGCGAUCGAAAUCAUCACAUCUGAGUCGGAGCUCGACUUGACGCCAAAGUCUGGGGCGAAGUCUGAACCGGAAAAGAAGCCGGACCCGGCACCGGGGCCGCGGCCGCAGCCCGGUCGCUGUAGCGACUGCGGCGAGAUGCUGGAGGCCCUCUUCGGCAGCGUUUUGCUGCGUCACCGCAAGGUGUGCAAAGGCCGCCAGCUAAAGCGGUGCCGUCAGUGCGACGCGCUCGUGGCCCGGUGUCGGCUCGCGAUACACCGUGAACGUGACUGCGCCAUGCGGCCGGCCAGGCGGCAGAAAGUCUUUGGCGGCCCAGGCGGCGUCUGCAUGCACUGUAAGGAGCUGGUAGACAACUUUACGACACACAACCCGAUCUGCCGGCAGAGGUACGGCGGGCGGGCGGCGGAGCGGGGCCGCGCGUGCGACCGCUGCCAGCAGCUGGUGCACGGCCCGUUCGCCAUUCACAGGACCCGCUGCCCGGCGCGGAGGGGCCGGGGCGCCCGCAGGCCCCCGGGCCGCUGAGACACACUCGCGGACAGGACACGGGGGAACACCGGCCCAGUGGUGCCACUGCUAAUUUGCUCAGGUGUGAGACUGAUACUAUGCGUUGGGGCGUGUGUAAAGGGCUGUGAUAGGAUUAGUUUAGUUGCAGUGCGGAUCGGUAUCGCGUGGGGUGUCCGGGUUUCCAAGGAGUGCACUUGAUUGUUACAUCAUGCCACGGAUAGUGAGAAAUUGUGAGCGUGGUUUGGUAUAUUGGAGUGUGCUGGGCGAGAAGUGCGUGUUCUGGUCGUCAGUGCCGGGGGCGGCGCGGUAUGCAGUGUUCCUGUCAUUGCCACGUUCUGUAGUCUAUACCAUUGCGCCUGGUCUCAUCAUGCCGGUGAUACCGUCUGAUUCUCAGCCUUCAUCGCGGUAUGGUCGUAGUAUCGUCAGUUGUAUUCAAUGAACGGUGUAUAUUUUUAUAUUUCACUGAGAAAGUGUUUUCGCUGGCAUUAUUGUGUUCAUUGAAUCAAAUACACCUGUUUUACGACCCA